GAAUAUUUUAGUGCUGUGGAAGUGUGACUGAAGGAAUUUUGCUCUUCAAGCUGCAGACAAUUUAAUAUUUGUCCGUCUGAAAACGGGAACAAGUAAACAUAGUUCCGCGAACAAAGACGCAAAAUUAGCGGCAACAGACAGUGCCUUCUAAAUCAAUACAAGAAACAACAUGAUAAUAGAAAACAUAUUGCCUGACAGACAAUGGAACAAUUUAAUACGGCUAAGUUAUAGAGAGAAGGCUGACUGUCUUGCGGAUAUUAUAGCAAAGAAUGGACGGUGAUAUAUCUUUUUCUCUGAAGGAAAUUAAGUAGGUAUCUAAAUUAGAGAACAUAUGAACAAAAUAUGAAAUGUUAGAACACGGUUGAGGGGGUAGUUUGUAUCCCGCCUUGUGCUCAGACCCUCCCCUUUGGCACUGGGGAUUGGCCAUAGAAGGAAACUUCACCUCGGAUCCUCUGUAUCUGUAGCUCUGUUCUCUCGAGCUUCACACGAGCAGGCAGCGUGAGCACAGGAAUGAUAUACGCCUAAACCAGUCUGUCCUAGGCGAAAAUGGCUUAACUGUUACACUUACUGGGCGGUAAUAAGUUUAUUAUUAUUAUUAUUAUUUUACAAAUAGCCGUAACUUUCCGUAAAAAGAAAAAAAAAUCAGCGUCGAGACUUGUCCGCGCUGCGUUUCGUUAUCAGCGCCAGCAGUGAAGCGACUCAGGCAGUGAGGAGAGCUGGAAGAACCAGUGGCAGUGUUAGUACAUAAAUACACAGCAGCUUUUCUUCUCCGCAACAGCAGAGGAGAAAAGGUGCUCCCACACACAGGCCACUGAUGAAGGGCAUGGAGAUGCUCCGUCGCUCCUCAGUGUUUGCAGCAGAAGUCAUGGAAGUGUUUGAUCGCUCCCCUACAGAUAAAGAACUCGUCUCCCAGUCGAAAAUGUUGUGCAGGGAUUACAUUCACUCAAGGCUCAACCGGGCUGGAAUUGGUUGGACGAAAUCUGAUCUUGGCUCUACAGGAGGAACCCUCGGAGAAGUGUCCACUGUUCUUCUUUGGUUAGAAUGCAUAGAUAUGGGAGCAGUGUUGUGCAGUUGUUUUCCUUCAUCUUGUGAUGAGCUCGAAUACUUGCGACCCAAUGUGUACCGCAAUGUGGCAAAACAACUGAAUAUCACUGUGGCUUCAGAAGGUAUUGUUUCUGAUGCCUUUCUGGCUGUAGCUGCAGAAAUCUUCUCCACAGGGGUGACGUGGGGUAAGGUGGUCUCUCUGUAUGCAGUAGCCGGAGCAUUGGCAGUGGACUGUGUUCGGCAUGGCUACCCAGCCAUGGUCCACACCAUUGUAGACUGCAUGGGCGAGUUCGUUCGCAAGAGCCUGGUGUCCUGGUUAAAGAGGAGAGGAGGUUGGACUGACAUUACAAAGUGCGUAGUCAACACAGACCCGAGCUUCCGUUCUCACUGGCUGGUGGCGGCAGCCUGCACGUGUGCACACUACCUGAAGGCCAUCGUCUUCUACCUGCUGAGGGAGAAGUGAAGGCACGACAGAGAGACAAUGGACAUUGAGCUUUUCUUCUGUUUUUUUGGUGGAGAGAGCUGCCAUUUCACCGCUUUGACCUGUUACUGCUCUUGGUGUGUUUACACAUGCAGGAAAGUUGCACUGUGCCUUUAAUGGACAUUUAUGUGUGCUGAGCUGUUCUUGGAUGUCUUCAUGGAUUAGAUUCAAGGGGAUGUAAGGAUUUUCAGUGGAUUUAUAUACUUAGGUGAUGAUACCUAGAGGGCACUUAUAUUUGAGGGGCAACUAUCAGUAGGACACGAACUGCAGGAUAUUUCCCCAUCAGAAACAGGAAGAGUGAUGUGUGUGUCAGCAGUGUGUUCAUUAAAGCCAUACUGUCUAGCCCUCAUCUGCACUAUCACAUAGUGGCUCUUUAUUAGUUUAUCCAUAUUUUUAGUGGACUGCACUGUUUUUUGAAUACACUUUAUUGAUAAGUACACCUUCAAAUGCAUCUAGUGUUAUGAAAUGACUUGGGCAAGAUAGAAAACCUGGUGUUUUUUUUCUGCUCAGCUGAGUGGAACAGUUGAGUUAUGCUGACCAGAAAGACUCUUUUUGAGAAGUAAUACAUAUGUGUGUGUGUGAGUGUGUGUGUGUGUGUGUGUG
Molecule: messenger RNA, 2128 nt
Organism: Pangasianodon hypophthalmus (striped catfish)
Lineage: Eukaryota; Metazoa; Chordata; Actinopteri; Siluriformes; Pangasiidae
Gene: boka
Product: BCL2 family apoptosis regulator BOK a
Exons: 6
Coding region: 815-1507 (230 amino acids)
Biological process (GO): intrinsic apoptotic signaling pathway in response to DNA damage; regulation of apoptotic process; extrinsic apoptotic signaling pathway in absence of ligand
Cellular component (GO): mitochondrial outer membrane
Molecular function (GO): protein heterodimerization activity; protein homodimerization activity
Source: RefSeq, a predicted model, not a curated record